Molecule: messenger RNA, 858 nt
Organism: Exophiala aquamarina CBS 119918
Lineage: Eukaryota; Fungi; Ascomycota; Eurotiomycetes; Chaetothyriales; Herpotrichiellaceae
Product: hydrolase-HD superfamily protein
Exons: 1
Coding region: 1-858 (285 amino acids)
Cellular component (GO): cytoplasm
Molecular function (GO): 5'-deoxynucleotidase activity
Source: RefSeq, a predicted model, not a curated record
AUGGGGGCAAACAAUCCUGAAGGUAUGCCCGCUGAGACAUCUAUCCCUGUACACAAUGUAACUUCCAAAACAGUAUCAUCGGGAGAUCUACGCUCUCACACCUCCCUCCUCCCCAAGCCAAACCCCUGGUCGGUCCCUGCUGUCCUCAACGACCUCCCCAAUCCGCCUGCCGAGAACUCCGCUUCCCCAGUUCCUUUCUUCCAUUAUAUUGAGCGCCUCAAGAUUGAGAAGCGCGAGGGUUGGCGUCGCUUUGGCCUUACUAGAGGGGAGUCCAUAGCAGACCAUAUGUAUCGAAUGUCACUCAUCACAAUACUGGCCCCACCUGCUCUCGCGUCGAAACUGGACAUUGCAAGAUGCACCAAGAUGGCACUGAUACAUGACAUGGCGGAAGGUCUUGUUGGUGACCUGACACCUGUUGAUGGAGUGCCUAAGGUGGAGAAGAACAGGCGCGAGGCCGAGACCAUGGACUGGGUCGCGACUUCAUUGCUGGGAAAAGUUCACGGUGGUGUCAAUGGAAAGGAAAUCCGAGCAAUCUGGCAGGAGUACGAAGACAGUGAGACAAUGGAGUCAAAAUUUGUCCACGAUGUUGACAAAAUCGAGUUGAUUAUGCAGAUGGUGGAAUACGAGCGGGCCAGCAACUGUACGGUGGACCUGAGCGAGUUCAGCUGGGUAGCAACGAGGAUUGUGCUAGAUGAGAUGAAGGAGUGGGCAACAGAAAUAUUGGAGGAGAGAGAAAAGUUGUGGAAGAACAAAGGCACCGAGCCAAGAGAUCCUACUAACACGGACUACAUCAAAGGCCAGCAAGAUGAAUACUACGGCAAUGGGACUGCGACUGGGGCAAAUGGCCAUGCGAAAUGA